Messenger RNA from Pleuronectes platessa (European plaice), 5425 nucleotides. It is a transcript of the gene dlec1, whose product is annotated as DLEC1 cilia and flagella associated protein. The transcript has 40 exons. Lineage: Eukaryota; Metazoa; Chordata; Actinopteri; Pleuronectiformes; Pleuronectidae. Bases 312 to 5384 code for a protein of 1690 amino acids. Gene Ontology annotation, biological process: negative regulation of cell population proliferation. The record is from RefSeq and is a predicted model, not a curated record.
GUUUGUGAUAAUGUGUUGCUGUGUUUGUGCUCUUCCUGUCUUCAAGCUCAACUGAUGAUCACGUACCAGUCUUCCUGGCAAAUCCUUUCGGUGGUGCUUUUCACCGUCUACAGUGUGGGACAUGUUAGUGAGACAACACUGGAGCUGAAAAACCUGACUUCCUCAAGCCGUCAUAUCCGAGUCAACCCACCUACCACUCCUUACUUCUCUAUUGGCCUAGACGUUAACUUUACGAGCUUCACUUCUUGCGCGUCUGACCUGCGAACACUAAGUCGUUAAGCUAGUGACAGUUAGCUUAAGCCUUGGCCUCGAUGGAAGCUGCUUUGGAAGAACCGGAGACGAGUCAACACUCAACAGUUGACACAGGUUUGAGCAGCCAUAGACCCACCUCAGGAGAAUCACAGGAUAUUUCCCAUAUAUUGGCAAACACUUUCAAAGACCUCUACACGCAAGGCAUCUUUGGGACAGGCUCUUUGAACGACCUCAUCAAGAAAGAGAGUGAUUGGAGCAGCUCCCAUGACAAAUAUGUGGAGGAGCUGCAGCAGCAGGCUAACUCUGAAUACAGACGCUGUAUACAAGAGGCAGACAUGUUGGAGAGUCACAUAAUUCAUGCCAGAAAUCAAGCUACAGCCAUAGAAAGCCAGGAAUACAAGAGACUAAAUCCAGGGGGCGUUUGUGAUCAAGAGGGCAUCUUUACAGUCCAAUCAGCCUUUUCCUGGUGUGUAGACAGUGAUCUCCUCGAAAUGCACAACCUGAUUUCCCCCCAGGACUACUUACCCACACAAAAACCACGAGUCAGACCACCACCACCAGUAAAAUUGAAUCCUGCCAAGUCCACCAUCUCCUAUGCCAUGCACAUGUCCAAGGAACCACAGGAUGAUGGUUAUACGCUCAUUCCCAGUCCAGAAAAGACUGUGUUGAAUAAGUCCGACCUCAGCCUGAUGUUUGAGUCAAGCUUAGAAACACCAAGGGAGAAUACUCCCAGUGAGAGGCCGAAUCAGUCCAAACCCAGCCCGAAGUGGAAGCCAAGCGCGAAAGAGAAGGCGGAGGUGAGGGAUGUGCUCAAGAGGCUGAAAGAUCGACACACCUUCCUUCGGAAUCCUCACUUCCUUCCCCCGAACGCUCAGCAUGGCGGCAGGUCCCUCAUCCAGCCCAGUAGCAGAGUGGUGAAGAGGGAGGGUGGGAGUGAAGGGAUGAGGGAACAAAGCUCAACUGAUGACCCCGUUCCAGUCUUCCUGGCAAAUCCUUCGGUGGUGCUUUUUACUGACUACAUUGUGGGACAUGUUAGUGAGACAACACUGGAGCUGAAAAACUUGACUUCCUCAAGCCGUCAUAUCCGAGUCAACCCACCUACCACUCCUUACUUCUCUAUUGGCCUAGGGCGAUUCCCUGGUGAGGGUGGUGUUGUUGCCCCCGGGAUGAGCUGUAAGUACACGGUGCAGUUCACUCCAGACUCCUUGGCGGACUAUGAGGACUUCAUACUGGUAGAGAGCCAUGUGGAGACCCUGCUGGUGGUGCCCAUCGCCGCCAAGCGACCCCCUCCAAUUCUCACCUUACCAAGAAUUCUGGAUUGUGGCUACUGUCUGAUUGGUGGAGUGAAAUUUGUUGAGUUUCUGUGCCGGAACAUUGGUCUCAGCGCCGGGACGUUCUGCGUCAUCCCAAAGAACCAGUGGCCAGCCUCAAACCUCAGGUCCGUGGCCAGAACAUACUUUUCUGAGCAGCCACCCUUUGCAAUCAGCCCGUCUCUUUUUGUGCUGCAGCCUGGAGAGGCCACAGUCGUGGAGGUGGUUUUCUUCCCCAUCAUUGCUGCGAAGAGCUGUCAGGUUUUCACAGUCGUCUGUGACAACUGCCAGGUGAAAGACAUCUCCAUCGAAGGUGAAGGUCAGAUGAUCGCUUUCGAGCUCGUGUCCGUGUCUGGGGAGAAGGAGCGUCUUGUAAUCGGGGAAGUGCACGACCUCACUGCAGAGCACUUUGUCCGUUUCAGCUCAUGCAACCCUCACUCCAUGAAGCAUAAAAAAAUCAUCAUUAGAAACAAUGUCCACGUGGAGCUGCCUUUCCACUGGCAGAUCAUGAAGCCCAACAUCCACCCUCUGCUUCCAGGGGAAACCCCUCUGCCUUCCCAUAUCCAGUUCCACCUGGCCACAGAUGAUGCUUUCAGUGUCAGCCCUCUCACAGGCAUACUGGCCCCCUGUCAGGACCAAGAGUUCCUGUUAACGUUCGGGCCCACAGAGUUGAAGGACUACCACAGUGUCUGUCACUUGGUGUUGAGAGAUGUCCCACAGCUGCAACCUCAGCCCAGUGAAAAUAGUAUCCUCCAGCCUGUGCGCACUGGCUCCAAGUUGAAUGAUGUCAUCGUCAUGGAGAUAGAAGUCAAGGGGUCAACGGAGCAGUACCAGGUCCUGCUUGAUCCCUACGCUGUGGUGAUACCUGGAGAGAUUUUUAUUUGCACCACCACCAAGAGGCCGUUUAAGUUGUGGAACCACAGCAAGACCUUCAUCUGUUUUCAGUGGGAAAGGAUGAACAGCAGCAGCCACAUAAUAGAAGUAGAGCCCUCUACUGGCCGAAUAGAGCAGAAUGAGUGCUUUGAUUUGGAUUUAAUUGUGACUGGAGGGAAACCGGAGAGGGUCGUGACCAGUCUGGUUUGCCACAUAGAGCACCGACAUGAGCCCAUCACACUGCCUGUGGAAGUCUCCUUCAAGGGUCCCACAGUGACCGUGGGAGUGCCCAGUGUGGACUUUGGGCUCAUGAGGCUCGGGGAGCAGACGCAGACCAGCCUACUCCUCACCAACACCACCCAGCUCGAGGCCUCCUGGACUAUCGGGGGAAGUCAACAUGACCAUCAAGACACACAGAUGCUAGUGGAGCCAUGCAGAGGUGUGCUGCCCCCCCUGGCCUGUUGCAGUGUGGACGUGAUCUUCAAGCCACGUUUCUGUCAGCAGUUUGAAACAGAGCUGGAGCUGGAGGUGGAAAAUGGAACCGGAUGUCACCUGUCAGUGCGAGCAGAUGUGCAGUCUCCUCAGGUGUGUCUGUUAAACUGUGAGCUGCUCCUCUCUGAGCUCUACGUUGGAGUUCCUGCCAAGGCCGCUGUCACUCUCUUCAACCAGACCCUGCUGCCUGCACACUUUCAAUGGAAGGCUCAGCUGCAGGGCAAACAGGCUUCUCUGUGUUCAGCCUCUUUUGACCCCUCCUCUGGUUCUCUGGGACCUAAUGCCAGCGUGGAGGUCAGCGUGACUUUUACCUCUCACACAGACCUGGAGCUGACUGAGAUGGCUGCUCUCUGUGAGGUCCGGGGGAUGAACUCUUAUCUUGUUCUUGUCAUCUCGGCUUCCAAUAUCAAGGAACUCAGCGUGACGUACUCACUGCCAAGUGUCGGCUCCAACCCGGAUGAUAAAAGCCCCUCGACAAUACUCGACUUCGGAGUCGAUGUUGUUUGUAAGAGACCUGUAACCAAGCAGUUGCUGAUGACCAAUCAAACUGCCAUCCCCGCUCCUUUCACCAUAGAGCCUGAGUAUUUCAGCUGCCAUGCCUCCAAGCCAAAUAACCAGCAAGAGAAAAGAUUCGCAUAUGUUAAGAAGCCGCUUCACUCCAUUCAAGCAAAAAUCAAGGGGGAAAAAGCACAUGAGGAGUUUGUGAGCAGCCUGCUGGCUCAUGGGAAAGGUGCGGCGUUCUUUGUGCUGCCGAACACAGGCACGCUGGGACCGUUUGAGACCCUGACUGUGGAUGUGACAGCCUACACUGACAUGUGGGGAGAAUACAGAGACAAUCUCAUAUGCAAAGUGGGGGACCUUGACACCACGCUCAUUCAAAUACAAAUGACAGUGACUGGAUGUCCACUCUACUUCCAGAUUACAGGCCCGCUAGCAGACGACCAAAACCAAGGGCCGAUCAUACAGUUUGGAAUGCAUGUAUCUGGAGGGGACACAGUCUCCCGCUCUCUUCGCAUCAACAAUCCCACCAUGCAUAACAUUCGCAUGGACUGGGAGACGUACAACAUCGAUCAUAACGACCACAGACUGGUGGAUGUUGUGGUGAAGUGCGGACCCGCCUUCCCAAUCAAAGACGCUGAUGGCAAUGAGGUGUUGAGCGGAGCCUUGAGACUUUCUGAUGGAAACAUUCAAACAGGCCGGGAAAGGAUUCGCCCUCCAGGCUCUGAUGGAUCGAGCUCCUCCCUCCAGAGCCAGAUUGACACGGACGAGGAGGAGAUGAGUGAUGGCUGUGACGAAAAUGAAGCCUCUUUUUAUCCCUUUCCUGCGAAUGAAAAACUCUUCUCUGUCCACAUCCGCCCUCACAUGGGCAACCUCUCCGAUUAUCCCUACUGCAUCACGCCUCAGCAAAUCGUGAUUCCAGCAAAGGGCAGCGGCACAUUCCACGUAUCUUUCACUCCUUUGACUCUGUCUGGUUCUGCUCUUGAGUCGAGAUGUGUGGGCUUAGCUCUGGGCUUCAUGAGUCUAGACUCAAAGGCGGCUGCCUGUGUCCCGGGUAAAGUUGAAAGAGCUCAGGGUUUGGAUUUGGAGCCUCUCAGGCUGGAUCUUCUAGCAGCCGUUAAUCCCGCAGUGCUGGUGGUGGAGAUGGAGAAAGACGAUGGGGUGCUGCAGUUUCAUGCCUCCACAGGUGAUUUACAGAGGGCACCAUCGGAGAGAGAGCUGAUAGUGAAGGAAUUUGAUAUCACAAAGAGCCUCCAGCUGAAAAACACCUUGGAGAUGCCACUUCACUUCAGGCUGGGAACUCAGCCUCCGUUCACAGUGCUCAGACCACAGCCUCGCGUGAGGACCAGCAGCUCCAGCAACUCGCCGACUGGUGACAGAGAUUCUCUGGUGCUGCAACCACAAAAAAGCAUGCAGGUGAAAGUGGCGUUCCACUGCUCCCGGUGUCUUCUGGACCAUGUGAACCAGGCAGAUGAGGACGUCCCCCCUGGGGUGACGUUGAUCCAAGAUGCCAAUGGGCCGAGGAAGCUGAGGUUCCAGCAAAACCUCCUGAUUCACUUCAGCAACAACAGCCUGCAGACCGUCCCUCUCUGUGCAUUUCUGGAUCUUUCCGCUCUGCGGCUGUCCACCCAGAGCAUCAACUUUGGGUUCUGCUACGUGGGCCAGAUGCAGACAAGGGAAAUGAACCUCUACUGUUGUGGAGUUCAAACAUAUUGGAAAUCAGUUAUAGAGUCAGAUGAGGAGGAGUCGUUUGUGUUCAGAGUGACACCAGACUUUGGGCUUCUCAGGCCCAACGAAUAUGUCAGCAGCUGCAGAGAGUGUCUCCAGAUCAGCUUCACUCCCAGUGAGGACAGAGAGUUCAGAGCCACGGUGCUGAUCCAGUCUCCUCUGGUGAAGACCCCCCUCACGCUGCAGCUCCAGGGCACUGGGUCAUUUGAUGAAGCAUACUCGUCAAACUAGAUGUUCCUGUCACCCAAUCACCACCUGCUGCAUAACCUGGU